AUGUAAGCGGUUCAUUCUUAUUUAAGGUUUGUCUAUGAAGAAACAGUAACAGUGGUAAAAAAUCCUGGGUAAUUGCAUGGAAGCAGAGGGUAUCGUCCCUCUAAACAACAGAAUAUUUGAUCCAAAAAUGGCAAAUCACAGCAUCGACAUUUAUUACUACCACAUGAGCCCACCAUCUAGAGCGACACUAUUGCUUAUUAGAGCAUUGGGUCUCAAACAUAAUAUCAAAAUUGUGGACAUACCAAAUAAGGGACAGAUGACUUCAGAAUUUUUAAAGAUAAAUCCUUUGCAUACAAUCCCUGUAAUUAAUGACGGAGAAUUUAUAGUAUACGAUAGUCAUGUGAUAAUGAAAUAUUUAGUGAAUCAAUACGCAAAAGAUGAUAGCCUGUACCCGAAGGAUCCCAAGAAAGAAGCAGUAGUGGAUCAAAGGCUGUACUUCGAGGCAUCUUACCUUUUCCCCAGAUUUAUAGCUUAUUUCAUGCCGACCUUGUUUGGGGGACAGCCUCCAAAUGAAGAAGCUCAUAAGAAGCUAGAGGAAGCUUUUCAACAUAUGGAUAAUUUUUUAAAAAAUCAGAACUGGUUUGCUGGAACAAAUAUGACAAUCGCUGACUUCUCUUUAUUCUCACCAUUCUCAACUGUCGUUGCUUGUGAUGUUUUUGACUUCACCAAUUAUCAAAAUUUGUGGCAGUGGUACCAACGAGCAAAGAGUGCUAUGUCUGGUUUUGGAUAUGAUGAGAUAGAACAAGAAGGAGCUAACGCAUUUGGAGGAUACUACAAAAGGAAAAUAAAAGAUCUCUCUUAAAAACAAGUAAAUGAUAGAGUUCGUUUUAUAUAUUUUCUACUUAAUAAAUUACACACAAUUUCACUGAAUUUCACAUAUCUGUAUAGUUAUCUGAUUAUGAGAUCAUUCGAUAGAAAUUAGCAAUUUAGCAAAACUUGUGUUCUUUAUUGUUUGUAUUUAAUAAUAUUAAAUGCCUUAAAUAAUCAUUAUUAAAUUAGGUAACCAAAUAAAGCAAUACCAGCAUCACAAUUUUUAUUAUACACAAAUAAUACAAAGUAUAUUUGAUUUCGAUUUGAGUAAAAAGAGCAUGGGUUUCCUUUUUGUACAAGUAUGUAUUCAAACUCUUCUAAAAAUAUGAAUUUCCAAAACUAAAAUAUUUACAUUACUAAGUGUAAAAUCGUAAUUAUCAUUAAUAAUUCCUCACAAUUAUAACAUUCUGUAACAUAAAGUACUUAAAAAAUGUGUAUACUUGUACUUUUAGUCCAUUGCUGCUAUGUUAUAAUCUAUUCCAUAUAGGUAAUAUCGGAAGGAUGACAUUGCAUUGUGUGGAAAAUAUAGUAAUAUGAACACUUUAUUUGACCAGAAAAAGUUUUUCCUUUUUACAUUGAAGAUACUACAUCUUCGGCUAAUAAAAUAUUAGACUUUAUUGUAGGCAAUAUUAGAUCUGAUCCUUCAACUCUUAAACUUUUGUUUGUAUGUUACAUAAGUCGGAGUUGAUUACUCUUUAUUACUCCAUAAAUUUAAUUUUAUCUCUCUCAAGACUUAUUUUUUACAACAUUCUUGAACAAUAAGUUGUAUAAUAUAGUUCUAUAAUUUACAAGUUUCGGUUAGUAAAGAUUUCCUUUAUACUUGCAAUACAACUAAAUUCUCGGCAUAUAAGAGUGUUAAACUAAUAUUUAAAAAAAAAUCGCCUGCAUCAGUCAUUUAUAGUAAUUUCAGUUCAAUAAGUAUCAAUUACCGAUUUAAUUUUUCAUCACUACUUGUUAUUUAUAAAUAUAUGGUCUAGCUUACAUUUAACAUAUCAUAUUUUUAUAUUUUGUUGUUUAUAAUGUUAAAUUAGGUAUAAUUAAUUUUUCUGAUAAGUACAUCAUAUCUUCUAAGUAUGUUUAUUGUCACCAUUUUUGUAUUUAUAUUUUUUUAUAACAAAUUGUAUUUCCUUAAUUACUUUUUCUGUUAUUGUAACUUGCUUGGAAAAAUUAUCUAACUCUCUAAUCCAGAACUACAAACUUUAAAUACAAGAAACUAGAAGUAUUUGGCGAAAUAGAUAACAAUUUUUCUAAUAUUGGCCUCUAGAAAACUUUUAUAUGAAGCAAUAUAUGAUACUUCACUAACUACACAAACUUACUAAGUAAUACAUGACUACUCUAUAUAAUCUACACAUCGAAUAGGUAACAUUUUUUUGUUGUAAAAAAUUCCAUCUGCAAACGAAAUGUAAAUCUACUAGAUUUGCGAAUUUCAACUAAUGUAUAGUCGAUGAUAAAUUCUAUUAAUUCAGGUAACUUGGGGAUAACUAAAUGAAGCUGCUACAAAUUAUAACUCAUUCAAAACUAUAAUAAAACGUAGGCUAAAAACUAGUAACUUGUAGAAACUUGGUUUAUUUGACAUGCUUUCACUGUAAGAACUGAACAAAAACUUGCAUGAUAUGAAAUAAGUAACGUAAUUAUUAUUAUUAUUGUUGGACAAAGUUAGAUGAGUAAAUAAAUUUAAAUAUCGGAAAAGAAAAAAAAUCAACUAAAAUCAGUUGAAGAAUCUAAGAAACAAAGAAUAAUUUGGUCUUACGCAGGGCCUGAUACUAAGGAACUAAUACGAGAAAAGACAUGCCAAAUACAGUAAAAUAAUGGUCAUUGUGAAGAAAAAACUGGUGGUUCAGAAUAUAAAUCUAUGAUUGAUUAUACUACUUAAUUAUUAAACAAAUAUAUUACUUUGAGCCUCGGUUAAGGCUUGAUUAACUAAUCAGGUGAUUAGAC
Anoplophora glabripennis (Asian longhorned beetle) is the source of this 2748-nucleotide messenger RNA. Its product is annotated as glutathione S-transferase 1-1-like. NCBI's taxonomy places the organism in Eukaryota, Metazoa, Arthropoda, Insecta, Coleoptera, Cerambycidae. The record is from RefSeq and is a predicted model, not a curated record. The transcript is spliced from 6 exons. Gene Ontology annotation, biological process: glutathione metabolic process. Bases 77 to 802 code for a protein of 241 amino acids. Gene Ontology annotation, molecular function: glutathione transferase activity.